AUGCCACAGAACGGGUGCACUGUAACAUAUUUGAAAAGUGUGCUCGGUCAAGCAAAGGGAUAUCUACGACCUUUGCAAGAGGAUAUUCCACUUUUGGGAAAGCCAGAUGCCGACUUCUCUGACAAGGUGAGAAGUUCAAACUUGUCUGCUGGGUAUGGAGGGAACGUGGUGGAUAAUAUUUAUGUACAUGUAAAGAGGUUUUGUUGAUGGGCAAUCUAUACUUAAUUAUUCAUAUUUCAUUGCAAAGCCCCACCCACUCUUAGCCCUUUUUUUUUCCCUCUCGAAGAAUUCCAAACGUAGUUAAUCGAUAAACCGAUAAUCUAUGGCAAUAGGCCAUUUGCACUAAGAGGUCAUGUGACAUCGUUUUUAUGAAAAUGAAAGUUAUAUAAUUUUGCCUUCGAAAAACGGUUAGUGGGUCAUAUCAUAAACAAAAUAAUAGUGAUUUGGUUUUUUCAAACUAGUACCAUUUUCUUAAAAUGAGUAAGUUCGUAACUGGUCACGUGACCAAAAUGUGAUUUUGAAAAUUAUGAAUUACCUCUUUCUGAACACAAAUUUUGCACUUAAAACUUCAAGGAAAAUGUUGAAAAGAUGAUGUGCUAACGUUUACAGCACAUCUGAGUGUAACUAUCAAAUGUUUAACAAGAUAUAGGCAAAAAGUAGUUUUGGCCGCCAUGUUGGAGGGCAAGAGCAUGCCCUCCAACAUGGCGGCCAAUACAAAUCAUACUAUUUUACUGAAAAAUCAAAGUGCCAUAAAAUAUCCCCUUAAAUGCAUUUCCUCUCUAAUUUCGGGUGUAAGAUAAUUUUUAUGUGCUAUGUCAAUUUUUGGCAUAAGUAAGAUUCCAGCUCAAUGUUUAAAGGAAGCAUUAGUCACAUGACCUCUUAGUGCAAGUGGCUUAUUUAUAUCAAUCAUCGAUGAAUAUUGAUUUCCAAUAUCAAUAGAUAGAAAUCGAUAAAAAGAAAAAAUUGUGUCAUUGAUUUUAAAAUAUUGAUGGGUGCACACUUUCUUUACAAAUUCUCAAUGUCUAACUUUCUGUUGUUUCUAGGAGGAGGAACCACAAGAUAAUAGUCCCAAAGUUAACUGCAUAAAUUGCCAUGCUUUGGUACCCAUAAACAACAUGCGAGGUCACCAAGAUUCAUGCUCAGGGGGGAGCUCCUCAGGUGUCUCAAGACGUCACAGGAGUUGCCAAUGUCUCCUUUGCUGUUUUUAAAUUAUUCAGUUUUGAGCACCUACUCAUUAUUUGUCAUGAUUGUAAAACACGUUUAGCUAGGAUUGCUCAAAAGUCGACGAAGCUGGCAUUGUUUCCUUGCUAUAUAAAAUGGUUGGUUAAAAAAACAGCCUUAAAAAUUGCAUUCUGUUUAUUGAGUUCCUAGAAAAAUUUACUUCAUUUUUAACAAAGAACUAGUCUUUUUACCAGAGGGGAGUUUUUUUGAUAAUUUUCUCCAUUUUGUUAAUUUAUUUAAAAAACCCUCACUUAAUUUGUAAUAAGUUUUCUAUUGAAAAAAAACCGUUUUUGGUUGAUUUGGUCAAUCAUCUUUUUCAACCAGCCCAGAGCGUGGUUGAAACAGUUGAAAAGGAUAGGCAGUGUACGCUGAUCUGACAGUGGGCACCGAUAUUUUUUUAGUUUCGUGUCAUUUUGAGCAAUAUUAAUUUUGCGCAAGAAGAAGUCUUGGAAGUCUAGGAUUGACUCUUAUACCCAGUCACAACUGCAUUUCAACCAAAAAAGAUUGAAAAAGUGUUCUAUAAUGGUAACUUCAACCACUUCAACCAAAACCAGUUUUGGUUGAAAUGAUUGAUCCCAAUAAAACAUGCCCUACGACUGAGGUAAGGUGUUCAAAUCAUAAGACAUCUUGGUUCCAGUGAGGAUCCUUGCUAAUGACAUACAAAAGGUUAUGUACAUUACAUACCGUAAAGCCCUGAUGUAUAAGUCGCACCUUUUUGCUCAAGUUUGAAGUAAAAAAGGGGGGGUGACUUAUCUAUGUGGCACCAUCGUCGAAUGUUUAUCGAUUGACACAUCUUGUCCUCCAAGAGUUCUUUAAAACUACAUUGUAUUUGAACAACUUAACACUAAACUACUACGAAUCUCCAUUGCUCCACAAAGCUGUUUGCAACUACGCCUGCGGCUAGUCCCCUCUAUGGAUAUCUUUCAGCCACAUGCAUGCUAGCCUGUUCCAGGCGUUCAGAUAGUAGAGCGCGGGAGAAAAAUUCACGAAGCAAAAAAAAAAACGUUUUCCCGGUGUACAACUUAACUUGCUCCCCACUUACCGCCGUGCUCUACCAUCUGAACACCUGGAACAGGCUACAUGCAUGCAUGAAGUUUGAAAGUACUUGCAAGGCAAAUGGCCUACUUUUUUUUCGCUGUUUGUGUGUUAUUAUUCACAGGCUGCUCCUCACAAUUUCACCUUGGCUACUAAGCAUCCAUUUAUUCAUUUGUUCGUUCAUGGCUUCUUUGGAAGUGAUAAUCUUGAAAAAAAUCAGGUAAAAGGAGCAUUUUAAAUUCAAAACGAAGUGAAUUGAAAAACCAAAAAGAAGGUACAUCAAAUGAAAGUUUGCUAUCUUAAGACUCAUGAAUGAAAAGAUCACAACAUUAACUGCUCUGCAUGUCAGUGUUCACCAUUUGUUUUUGUCUUUCUUUGUUUUGACUUGGCGGGAACUACAAGCUUUGUUGCCUAAUUAUAGAUAUAUAUAUAUUUUUCCAAAAUCUUACCUUCCAAAAUUGGUAUUCAUCUUAUCUACAUGUGUGGCUUAUACACAGACUUUUACGGUAUUGGUACAGAUGAUCAUUUCAUGCAAGUACACGACUAGAUUGAUAAAAUGUACAAUGUUUUUACUUACUAUUAUGAUUAUUAUUAUUAUUUUGCAGAGAUCAGGGGAUUGAACAAUACCUUUCCCAUGAUGCUGCUGGUAUCAGUUCUUGAAAAAUUGUGUAGCUUAGUUUUGAGGUUCUGAAAGUCUUUGUCAAGUUGUUUUUGCUGAACUACUCUCCUAUGAAAUGCCUUGAAAGCUGUUAAAUUUAUCAUUGAUUUCAUUUUUCACUCUUUGCUGAACGGUAUUUUGUAUCUUGUGUUGAAUAGAACCAGUACAGAACCUUCAACAGCUUUUUCCAGAUAUGCCUGUGUCGGAAGUGGAAAAUGCCCUUGAAGCAGUAAAUGGGGAUAUAAAUGAAGCAGCAGGUGUAAUUCUCAAUCAAAGUGUAAGAGGUUUGUAAGUCAUGGGGAAAACCUUUCUUAUUUGCAAUGGAAUUAAAGCCAAGUUUAAGCCUGUUGAAGUCUGCUAAUAUAAUUUCAAUCCCUUUGUUGUUUAUUACAUGUACAGCAGAUGAGGAUGAUGAUGAAAUCUUGAUGUUGCAUCCAUGGAAGGAUAGGCUAGAGAGAAUGAUGUAGGCAAAGGUAUGGUAAUAAAUUAUUACCAGGGGUAAAAGUAGUUACAUAACCAUUGUUUAUUAGUGACACUUGGUUCGCUCAGUUGGAAGGCUGCAGGUCUCUCCAGAGGUUGUGUUUUCAAACCUAUGACUGGACCACUACUCAGGGUCUUAAAAUAACUAAGGAGAAUGUGUCACCUUUGAAGGUCUCCUCAUAUAAGAAUGAAAAUUAAACCACAGGCCCCGUCCCACAGCCCUUUCUCUGACCUGUUCUUCUGGGAAAAAAAGAACCCAUAAUGUUGCAUUGUUUGCUGUAGACCCCAGUGGUGUGGUCAACCUUUACUUAUGGGGGUAUGAGACUGUUAUUUGCAUGAUGCUGUUGCACUGAACCUGCCAAGGAUUGGAUAGGCUAUACAUAAUAAAAUAUAUAAAACAGGCUAGAUAAAUUAAAAAAACUGCAGUUAUUGGCGUAUAUAUGUCAUUUCAUUAUAGGAAACAAUUACUUAGCAUUUUCCUGCUUUUCUCAUAGGUAUACAACUAAAAAAUUUACAAAUGAUGGGAAAAUGUGGGUUGUUUUUUUUUUAUUUAACCUGCAUGUAGCAUAAUACAGCUUUGUAGCAACUGAGAGAAGUUAUCAUCAGUUUGAUUGUCAAUCUAAUAUUAUAUAUUCUUCCGGGCUUUGAUAUUAUUUAAUUUAUUUGAUUUAUUGCAGGCCCCAGUUGUUCAAAAGUUGGAUAACGCUAUCCACCGGAUAAAUCACUAUCCAACGGAUAAGUGUUAGGAAAACCAAUUGCGUUAUCCAGUGGAUAGUGAUUUAUCCAGUAGAUAGUGCUAUCCACCUUUUGAACAACCGAGGCCAGAUGUCCAAUUGUCAUCAGUUCUGGAAAAACUAGGCAAAAAGCUUACUGGAGCACCCAGAAGAAUAACUGUGGAUCAGUGUGAUGUCCUUGCAGACAUAUUACCUCUGUACAAAGAUCCUGAGUUUGAUCCCUCUCGACCAGUGAGGGUAGUCUUUAAAGACCAACCAGCCGUGGACAGUGGAGGUCCCAGAAAGGAGAUGUAUUCUUUAGUUUAUAAAACACUUGCAUGCUCCACAGUAUACAAGUUGUUUGAGGGCCAAGCUGGGCGCCUUAUGCCUUUUCAUAAUGCUAGUACUGUGUUUUCGGGCAUGAUGAAAACUCUAGGAAAAAUGAUAGCACUAACUCUAUCGUCCAGUGUGGCAUUGGUCUACCUGUAUUCUCCCCAGUUUGCUACUGGUACUUGAUCUCUGGAGAUGUUUCUAAGGCCCUGGCAUAUGCAAACCUUACAGUCAUCAGGGAUCCAGAUGCAGCUGUAUUAACGGGAAGGGUAUUCUUACAGUAGUUAUUAUUACCUAAACUCAUUAGCUCCUGAAACAUUAGCUGAAAAACUGCUUGUGAAGCUUAAAUAUAAUAAUGAAAUAGCUGUCUUUGGCUCACUUUUUGAAAAAAGUGAAGAACAGCUCCCCCAAAAAACUGUCGGCCGACUUUUUUGUUCCUCUUGGACAGCUCAGGGGGUCACAAAUGGGUUAAAGGGUGCACGAGUUUAAAAAAAAGUCACUUAAUUAGUGUAUUUUAAAGAUAUUAAGAUAUCUUAAAAUUAACAACACACAUUAUUAAUUUAGUUGGUACCUCAAAAGCACGUUAAUCACUCUUUUGUCUUAAUAGAUUUGUCUAUAGUGUCAAACUAAACAUUUCGAACAAAAUGAUGGCUUUUUUUCAGUCAUCUAUUUUCUGGGGCAUCAAAGCAAACUUACAACCAUUCAUACAUGAACCACCCUUCUCAAUAGCUUAAUUACUAGCUUGAUCAUAAAAAACACUUUCAAGUACCUUCACUGAGUGCCAUCAGACCCGCUUACUGUAGUUUGCGAAACGAAAUGGAGCGAAACGAAAUGAAACGAAACGAAAUGGAACGAAACGAAAUGAAAAUCUGUAGUUUGCGAAAUGAAAAUCCUCUGGAGAAUGCCGACUUUAAAUUCAGCGUGAACAACGAACGAGAAGAGUCGUUAGCACAGCGAAGGCAACGCCGACAACAAGAGACAGAAGAAUAGGAGAUUGGAAUCGGAGGCAGUAUGAUCGUUUUACACUGUCGAAAACCCAGAUUUCUUAGUUUGCCGGCUUCCCCGCCGAUAUAUAGAUCAAAGUCUCCAAAGUUCGAGCUCUGUAUUACGGCCCGAAGAAUAAUAACUUUCGGGCGAACUGCACCGGGCCAUAUUUGUUCUUUGUUUUUUCUUUUUCUAAAUGCAGACGCUAAAUGCUAAAUCUGCUUUUCAAUACACUGUUAACAGUAACACCACAUAAUACGCAAAAAAGAAGAAGAAGAAAAGAAAGAACAAGGUAUGGACGUUUAAGACGAUCUUCACAGUGAGUCACCCAUCCAGUUCGUAACCCCGACCAACAGGGCUGUUUAGAAUAUCCGAGUAGACGCAACGAUCAUAAUGCCUCUGAUUCCAAUCUCCUAUUCCUCUGUCUCUUGUUGUCGGCUUUGCCUUCGCUGUGCUAACGACUCUUCUCGUUCGUUGUUCACGCUGAAUUUAAAGUCGGCAUUCUCCAGAGGAUUUUCGUUUCGCAAACUACAGAUUUUCAUUUCGUUUCGUUCCAUUUCGUUUCGUUUCAUUUUGUUUCUCUCCAUUUCGUUUCGCAAACUACAGUAAGUAUAAAACGAUCAUAAUGCCUCAGAUUCCAAUCUCCUAUUCCUCUGACUCUUGUUGUCGGCGUUGCCUUCGCUGUGCUAACGACUCUUCUCGUUCGUUGUUCACGCUGAAUUUAAAGUCGGCAUUCUCCAGAGGAUUUUCAUUUCGCAAACUCCAGAUUCUCAUUUCGCAAACUACAGAUUUUCAUUUCGUUUCGUUCCAUUUCGUUUCGCUCCAUUUCGUUUCGCAAACUACAGUAAGCCCAUCAGACCCUAUUUUCAAUGCUAUUUUUACCUUGUUCCCAGUGUCAACUCUCUUCUUCUUCUGUGCUUCCCCUUUCGUUGAGAGAUUGAAACACUCUUUCCUCAACAACAAGGGCGGAAUAGCUAGGAGAGAGACCAGGAAAUUAACCUGGCCCAAUUUUAACAUGUUGUUGUACAUUCUCUUGUGUAGUUUUACCAAGUAUAAUGAAAAUAGCACCUGAUCUCGGGUUGAUGUAUAUGUAUGUGGGGUUAACAUUCAUUCACACCCUCACAGGUGGGAUUUUGAUUUUGUAAGUAGAUUAUGGUAAACAAAGAAUAAAUAUUAACAACGUUGUAUUUUCAAAAUUAUUGUUCACAUCAGAUUUUACGGGCAGAGGCAGAUGAAGAACUCAGUGGUAUAAAUGAGGAUGCUGGUUUUGAAGUUUUACGUUCAGAUGCUGGUUGCACAUCUAAGCUCACAGUAAGCAGAAGCUUCUUUUAUUGCUUGUACUUAUUAUUUAAAGAAACCUUUUUUAAAGGAAGUGCAGUUUUUCAUAAAACUUGGGAUAUGAAGACAGGGUGACUUAAUCAACCAAUAAUAUAAUUGUUACAAAAUGUCAAAAGUAGCCUAAAAUGUGCGGCCCCUUUGGGUGUUGAAAUUUCAAAAUUUGUCUGGGCCAGGUCCCCGGGGAGGGAGACCUGGCCGCUGGGACCCUGGAACCCUUAGCCUAUACCAGAGCUAGUUCAACUGAAUUUUGCUACCCAAAUCCAGGGUUUGAGCUAGGAUUUGAUCACUGGGGGACAAUUUGUCGCCUUGGCAAAAAUUUUGGGGGACAUUUUCAUUUUUAGGGGGACAGAAAUUUGUACACCCUUCUGCUGAUGCAAAGGAGUUUGUCUUCUUAGCAGGGCUUCUGAUAGGUCUCGCAAGAAAAAGUCAAAUUUUGCGGGAUUUUUAGGGACAAAUUGGCGGAAAAAUCGGCCGAUUUCGCGGGAGUUUUCGGGGCAAACUUCACCGGAAAGCAAUCGGUAAAAAACGGCCGAUUUUGUGGUUAUUUUCAAGGCAAAUUAAGAUAGAAAUCGAUCGGUUUUGCGCUGAUCAGACCAGCCUUUUUAACGUUUUUCUAACAGAGGUCAUCAUUUGCUCUUUCAACAACAAUACGUUCCAGAAAUGAACCAAUGGCAAAGCCUUUAAUAUCAUGGCUAGUGCCCAGUUUUUCGCAACAUAAUCUGUUUGCACGUUUCAGUGACGAAGUUCCGAGAUAAAUUUGCAAGUUUACGGCAAGUAAAUAGCCCCUAUAGUGAAAUAAGUUUCAAAGAUGUUGUACAGACAUGUAUUUGAUAAGAUUUCUACCGAAUUUCGCGGUAUUUUUCGUGUUUUUGUGAACUUCGCGGCUCCGCGACCGCGCGAAGAAUCGGAAACCCUGUCUUAGAUUUCCGACAAAAAUAGCAGAAGAGCGUGACUGAAACGUAACUUUGGAAUGAACUUUAUAGGUGUGAUAAAAUAUACUUUCCACGUUCUGUUUCGGCUUGCAAUUUCUGUACUGAAAUAAAUCUCUUCGUGUGUGCUUCCUUUCGAGUUUUUUCCCUAAAUUUUGUUUGAAGGGGACAAAUUGUCCCCUUGGCCGUUUUUUAAUUGCAGUGCGGGAUUGGCGCAAUGGCGCGGCCUGGCUCAAACCCUGCAAAUCCCCCCCUAUCGUAGAGGAGCUGUUUUCCAGAAACAACUGAGGUCACCAGCACAGUCCAGCUAAAACAAAACCGAUUUGAUUUUUUUAUAUUCUUGAGUGGCAAUUCCUGGCUUCCCUACUCUAGACUAAAAUCUUCAGCCAAUUGAUCAGUUUAAAUGGAAAAUGAUACCCUCUAGACCCAAACUCUCUGAUUUAUAUACCCUAUCCCAGAGUGAACUGCUUGAAAACCAUACCCUUCACAGCAGCACAUACCUAUAUAGCCCAUACAUGGCAGUACCCCCCUCUCCCGAGCCAGGUCCCCUGGCCCCUGUCAUAUGGAGGGAGUAACAUACAUACAUCAAGUUAAUCAAUUCUCAAAUUUACAGAGUAGCUGGCUAGUACCCCUUCCCAAACCUUCCUCCCUACCUUUGCCCCUGCUAAUGCAAAUUCUGUCCCUGCAAUCCACAACCAUAACAAAAACCCUGGGUGCAUAUGCAUGUAAAAAAUAAUAAACAUGCGUAUAGUAAGUGUUGACAUUCAACAUUACUGGCGGUGAUGAUCAUGAUCAUUUCUUUCUAUUAGAAUCUGUGACAUCAAAACUGUCUGUCAAAGUAAUGUAACUAUUAAGAUCUACAUAUAGCUCAUGUCACUUUUCUGUUUGACAGGCAGAAAAUAAAACAGAUAUUGUGCAAUCCAUUCUGGUGCAUUUUGUCUUAAGCAAGAAAAAGGUCUUGCUUGACCAGCUUAGAGAAGGAUUGAGGACCCUAGGUGUCCUGGAGGAGGCAAUCAAGCAUAAACUGACCAUCACUGAACUCGACUCAAAAUGAGCGCAAG
This is a messenger RNA of Porites lobata, 8749 nucleotides long. Lineage: Eukaryota; Metazoa; Cnidaria; Anthozoa; Scleractinia; Poritidae. The record is from the annotation of a GenBank genome assembly.